AGCACUUCCGUCCGCGCGCACGUCAGCAGGUGCAGAGAGCAGUGGGGGUCUCGCGGCUUCAUCAUCCCUGCAUCGAAAUUACGCCGGCAUAUAACAAUUUUACAUCAAUAUAACAUUCUCAGAAAAUGGUAGCAAAACAAAGGAUCCGUAUGGCAAACGAAAAGCACAGCAAAAACAUCACGCAGAGAGGCAACGUUGCAAAGACCCUGCGACCUCAGGAAGAGAAGUACCCCGUGGGGCCGUGGCUCCUGGCUCUGUUCGUCUUCGUCGUCUGUGGAUCUGCCAUCUUUCAGAUCAUCCAGAGCAUCAGGAUGGGAAUGUGAUCCAGAGGUCCCACAGACUCUCCCCUCUCUCCCCACACCCGCUCAUCAGACCUGAGGCUGCUCGCCACACUACGUACCUCCCUAACACCUCCAGGAGGCCUGGAGGUCCGGACAGCUCUGUGUCCAUCAGGGAAGGCCUGAGAGAUGAGUGGACCACCCCCCUUCCCCCCUCGAUUUUCUCGAUCACAUGUUUACAGAGUUCCAGGCCGUGGAGAUGAGAGCUUUUCUACUGACAGUCUAAACCACAACCAAUGGCUGGCUCAAUCUUGUACAGAGUGUUUUACACCUGCUCAUAUGUGUGAGUGUGAGACUGUGAGUGAAUGUGUAUGUGUGUGCAGUCAAUGAUGUGACUGGCUGCUGUGCAAUACUGCUGUGUUUCUAUAUACACUCACCGGACAGUUUAUUAGGUACACCACCUUGUUCACAAAAAUGGAUCGCUCCUACUGACAGUGACCAUGGCUUGCUAUAUAAAGCAGGCAAACAGGAAUCUAGACAUUCAGUUACUGUUCAAUUGAACGUUAGAAUGAGCAAAACAAUUGACCUAAGCGACUUUAAGCGAGGUAUGAUCGUCGGUGCCAGGCGCGCCAGAUCCAGUAUUUCAAAUGGCUACCCUCCUGGGCUUUUCAUGCAUGACAGUGUCUAGGGUUUACCGAGAAUGGUGCGACAAACAAGAAACAUCCAGUCAGUGUUGGUGAAAACAGCUAGUUGAUGAGGGAGGUUGUAGGAGAAUGGCACGAAUCGUGCAAGCUAACAGGCAGGCCACAAACAGACAAAUAAUGGCACAGUAUAACAGUGGUGUGCAGAACGGCAUCACGGAACACACAACUCGUCGAUCCUUGUCACGGAUGGGCUAUUGCAGCAGACGACCAAACUGGGUUCCACUCCUAUCAGCUAAAAACAUUAAGAAACUUCUCCAGUGGACACGCAAUCACCAACACUGAACAAUUGAGGAGUGGAAAAACAUUGUCUGGAACAUGACAGCGAGUUCAGUUUACUUGAUUGGCCUGCGCAGUCCCCAGACCUCAACCCAAUAGAGCAUCUUUUGGAUGAGAUGGAACGGGGUUCCGACCCAGUACUAGAUGGAAGUACUUAAUAAACGGGCCGGUGAGUGUAUAUCUGUGUUGUGAGAACCUUUUUCAAAUAAAUGUGACUCAUUUGGGACAUGUCUGUUUGUCUGCUUUCAGUUCCACUUUUCAGCUGCUUCUAUCCCAGCGCAUGUUGUGCAGAUUCAGCUUGCUAAUAGUGUGGUUCAUUUGGGGCUUCCUGGUGUGUGUGUGUGUGUACAUGCAUAUGUGCGUGUUAUAUAACUUAGCACUAAAGAACCACAGCUUCAUGGAAUGUUAGGUGUCUUAAUGUUUAAAUUCCAGGUGCUAAACCGUCAUGACUAUUUACCAGGAUUCUGUCAUGUCCUUUCUCCAACAUACCUGUAUGACACCAGGGUUAUGUCAUGUCCUUUCUCCAACAUACCUGUAUGACACCAGGGUUAUGUCAUGUCCUUUCUCCAACAUACCUGUAUGACACCAGGGUUAUGUCAUGUCCUUUCUCCAACAUACCUGUAUGACACCAGGGUUAUGUCAUGUCCUUUCUCCAACAUACCUGUAUGACACCAGGGUUAUGUCAUGUCCUUUCUCCAACAUACCUGUAUGACACCAGGGUUAUGUCAUGUCCUUUCUCCAACAUACCUGUAUGACACCAGGGUUAUGUCAUGUCCUUUCUCCAACAUACCUGUAUGACACCAGGGUUAUGUCAUGUCCUUUCUCCAACAUACCUGUAUGACACCAGGGUUAUGUCAUGUCCUUUCUCCAACAUACCUGCAUGACACCAGGGUUAUGUCAUGUCCUUUCUCCAACAUACCUGUAUGACACCAGGGUUAUGUCUUGUUACUCAGCCUCUCAAAUUUAUGUCUCCCAAAACCAUCCUUCUUCAAGGCAGAUGGCAGCUUAUCGUCAUUUGAAUGGAAUCCUGUUCACACAUUUAUCCAGUGUGGUGAGUUAUACAAUCGCUGUUUGUUCACUUGAAGUAAUGGGCAAUUGGAGUGAUUUGUGGACCAUGUAAUCUAUGCAGCUGUUAACUAAGGCCGACCCUGGUGAAAAGCAGAGGAAAAGAUUAACCUACAGCUUGCAGUAUACAGGCAGUGCUCUGUUGCUCUGUUUCAUAUGUUCUCUUUUCAGUGUACAGUAGGAUGAUGUGGCCCGCCUAGACACUAAACUAAGGUUAGUUUUACAUUUCCCCUCCAUAAUGGUUAAGGUUGAGACUAAGGUUAAACUGCUGCUGACAGCCCUGGCACAGCAGUGUUGAAGUAUGCUACAGUAUGAGGACAGUGAGAGACUCUGCUAUAAGUAAUCAGCAGGCACAUAGGUCUGAUUGUUACAACAGUAACCCACAGCAAAGGUCUGCUGAACACCAUGAGGUCAAUGCUCGGCCUGGCAUUUCUCUUUUUAAAUUUUUUAUUUAACUAGGCAAGUCAGUUAAUAAGAACAAAUUCUUAUUUUCAAUGACAGCCUAGGAACAGUGGGUUAACUGCCUGUUCAGGGGCAGAACGACAGAUUUGUACCUUGUCAGCUCGGGGGUUUGAACUUGCAACCUUCCGGUUACUAGUCCAACACUCUAACCACUAGGCUACCCUGCCGCCCCGCCCCCGUCUCGGGGAGAUGGAGAACGCGAACACUGCCUGUCCCUUUCCUACACAGAUCCCUCUGUGUGCGCAUUUCCUAUCCGAUAUAAACAUGUUUUCCCUAACUCACCCCUGAAACACAGGACAUAACCUAGCCAUGGUAAUAUGUGUCAAAGCUCAUCCAGCAGUGCUGCUAUAACAUGCCUACAAUCCUACAAGUAGAGAUGCAGCCAGCUGAACUGGCUGCAUGCUAAUAGCCUACGUGACUAGAAAAAAGGUGGAGGAGACUACCAUUGGACCGCAGGGGAGAGAAAAAAUGUCAAUCAGGGACCGGGUGCUGGUUUGUUAUUUACAUAAACAUGUGUUAUCCAUACAACCAUUAGACCAAGGAGGACCACCAGUUCAUCCACAACACCUCAACUUUUGUUCACUUGGCAGGUCAGCACUAAGUAAGAAGUUGAUGUUGUAAGUCGCUCUGGAUAAGAGCGUCUGCUAAAUGACUUAAAUGUAAAUGUAAAUGGCCUACAGGUUAAGGUUAAUUAUUUAGACUACAGUAAACAUGAGGCAUGAACAAGUUGAUUAUUCCUUUAACAUUUUAUUGAAAGUUGUGAAGUGAAACUGUCAAGUGCAAUUGUGUUAAGUAUGUUUACAAUACCUCAUCUGGUUUGAGGAAACAUGCGGAACAUGAGCAUACAACUUAUACAUAGAAUGCAAAAAAUUCAGUUCAUCUUUCUGAUAUUCAGAGUAACGUGUUUGUUAUGUUUAAGAGCUGAUCAUCCGGAAGUACUUUACCGUCAAAAAAUGAAAACAAAAUAAAUUUACUUCAAAUAAUUUCAAGUGAACGAUGGUUUACAGUAGGCGUUAAUGUUGCAGCCGAAGAUAUGGAUACUGGAUAUUUGUCAGUUAAAUAACCUCCACAGCUCUAUUGUCCUGAAUUACAGCAUUAAAAAGACAGCACAUAUCUUCAGACCAGCCCAUUACUAGGCCUAGAUCACUCACCAUUUGUACUUCACCUAAAUAGCAUCUGUCUUCUCUCCUUAUGUCACUAUAUUACACAGUACUUACACUAAAUAUACAGAAAUAUACACAAUGUAGAAAGCCCAUCAACUCCUUUUUGAAAAUGCAGCUUAGCCAAACAUCUCAGCCCCUGUGCUCCUUUACAUAAGAGAAGCCGCAAUGAGGUUUAACAGGGCGCAAGGCUGAGGGGUUCAAAUUAAAAUAAGAAUGUCAUAAUCAUCAUCUCUUUUAAUAAGCAAGUAUAGGCUACUAUACUCCAUUCAAUCCCACAGUUUAAAUGAUGACGUCCAUGGAAAUGUUGUCGUGUUCUCCCUUCAGGUCUCCUCCCCCUCACUCGCCAAAUGGGGACUAUCACACCAUGAUAAUCCUCUGAUUUUUCACGUUGUCACCAUGAGGUGCUCCAUUCUCGGUCUGUCUCUCUGUAGCACGCAAGCAGAAGAGAACCGCUGUAUUUAUGUACAUUAUCAGGAUUCAGCAAAGCAUGGCCGUUACCAUCUCCCUCCAUCAUCGUUACCACUGAAG
Oncorhynchus nerka (sockeye salmon) is the source of this 4476-nucleotide messenger RNA. RefSeq names its product stress-associated endoplasmic reticulum protein family member 2. The record is from RefSeq and is a predicted model, not a curated record. Lineage: Eukaryota; Metazoa; Chordata; Actinopteri; Salmoniformes; Salmonidae. Gene Ontology annotation, cellular component: endoplasmic reticulum. Gene Ontology annotation, biological process: endoplasmic reticulum unfolded protein response. The transcript has 3 exons. Bases 126 to 323 code for a protein of 65 amino acids.